Molecule: messenger RNA, 261 nt
Organism: Trichomonas vaginalis G3
Lineage: Eukaryota; Parabasalia; Trichomonadida; Trichomonadidae
Exons: 1
Coding region: 1-261 (86 amino acids)
Source: RefSeq, a predicted model, not a curated record
AUGAACGAAAACUCUAGACCUCGUAUUCCAAAUGAAUGGGUAAGAUAUAUGUAUGAAAAACUUGAAAGUGGUGAGUUAACUUACGCAACAGUUUUGAAAAAAGUUCCAUAUUCUUAUCAAAAUGUUACAAUUUUCAAACAAGUUUCAAGAAAUACUCUCAAAAAGCAUUCAAAGAAAUCGGUGGUACACCAAAAAUUAAAGGUGGUCCUCACAAGAGGAAUUAACUCCAGAAUUAAUUUUGAAGGUUCAGAAUUCUUAUGA